AUGGCGAUUUUGGACUUUCACGUUAUGCCCUCGACUGUAUCGCAACCGACUGGAGUACUUGCCGUACUGGAUUCCAUCCUGUUUGCCCGAGCAAAGAAAGAGUUUGGGAACAGACUGUGUGCGCUGCGUAUCGCCGGACAGGACAUUGUGUUGGUUACAACAGCAGCUCAGAUAUCAGUGGUUGAUAAGGAGUGUCACAUCUAUGCCUUUGAGCAUUUUGUAGACCUCAUGUACGAUGAGAUGGCCAAAGUCUCACGAGAGAGUAAGCCCAUACUCUGGCGGACCCCAGCAGAGGGCUAUGUCUCGAUCUUUCCAAAUCCCAAGCAAAUGUCGUGUGCUCACACUGGCAUCGCUCUUCUGCAUAAACAGUUCUCGCAGCCAGAUGCUCUCAGAUGCUUUAUGGCCAACUCGCUGGCCUCGAUCAAUCAGACACUACAAUGGGGCUCUUUUUACAACACAAGCAUGCUCCGCUCCGCCUCGGAUGUAAAAGUCAUUUCUCUUGACUUCCUAUGCAGGGAUGUCAUCAUGGAUGCUCAAGUCAUCUCCUUCUUUGGACCCCGGCUUCUCGAGCUGGAGCCUAACCUUCGCACCAUCCUCAAUGAAUGGGACUUUGAGAGCUGGAGGGUUUCCUACAAGCUCCCCUCUGUGUUGGCCAAGCGGGCAACGCGACUCCGCGACUGGCUGGUCGAUAUACUCACAGACUACUACUCCGUGCCCGCGGAGCAGCGGCCAGGAUCUGUCGCUUUUGUCAAUGAACUUUACGAUGACUGUAAGCAUGCAGGACUGCCAGAUCGAGACAUUUCCGGGAUCAUGUUUACUAUUCUUUGGGGGCUCACCGCGAAUCCUACCGUUCUUUCCUUCUGGAUGAUAGCCCAUCUGGCGAGAAACUCUACUGUUAUCACCCAGAUCCGCGAAGAGAUCGCCCCUCUUAUGCAAGAGGUCAAUUCCCAUCCCGAGACUAGCGGAGCCUCCCUUUAUGAGCUCACCAAGAAUCCCCUCCUCACCCAAUGUCCCAUUCUCAAUUCGGUGUUUUAUGAGACGUUGCGCUACACAAGUACCGGCAGUAGCUUCCGCAAGACCACCCGAGAUACAACCCUUGAGGGUCGUCACAUUCCUCAAGGCACCAUAGUUGCCAUUCCCCAGCGGGUGCAGAUGAUGAGCGAAGAGGCCUUUGGCCCGGACCCGUCCUCAUUCGACUACUACCGAUUUCAUCGGGACAAGUCGCUGCUUCGGAAGGUGGAGUUUCGCGGAUUCGGAGGCGGCACCACUUUGUGCAGCGGCAGGAUUGCGGGCCGACACCUGGUGCUGGCCUAUGUAGCCAUCUUGUUGUGGAGAUAUGAUGUGGAGAUCAUCGGCCCCGAUCAGCAGGUGUUGGGGGUUCGCGGGAAGCCUUUUCCCCGACUGGAUAAAGGGAAGCCAAGUCUGGGUCCUGCGCAAAGGAGGAAGGGGGAGGACUUGAUUCUGAAGGUCACGCAAAGGAAUUGA
Molecule: messenger RNA, 1485 nt
Organism: Aspergillus sclerotioniger CBS 115572
Lineage: Eukaryota; Fungi; Ascomycota; Eurotiomycetes; Eurotiales; Aspergillaceae
Product: cytochrome P450
Exons: 3
Coding region: 1-1485 (494 amino acids)
Molecular function (GO): steroid hydroxylase activity; oxidoreductase activity, acting on paired donors, with incorporation or reduction of molecular oxygen; heme binding
Source: RefSeq, a predicted model, not a curated record